Solanum dulcamara is the source of this 1333-nucleotide messenger RNA. RefSeq lists its product as uncharacterized. The record is from RefSeq and is a predicted model, not a curated record. The coding region runs from base 114 to 1073 and encodes 319 amino acids. NCBI's taxonomy places the organism in Eukaryota, Viridiplantae, Streptophyta, Magnoliopsida, Solanales, Solanaceae. Gene Ontology annotation, molecular function: protein binding. The transcript has 3 exons.
AAUCAAUUGAGCCAACCACUUCACACUCUCUCCUCCAAAGUAUGGCAGCGGAGGUUACUCGCCUUUGCUUCUGGAAAAGAUAAACAGAUCUGCAAUUUGAUUUCGAGAAAAAGAUGUUAUUGAGAAGCUCAUCAACCCCUUUACUCAAUUCAUGGAAACCAAAAUCAUGUGGGUCGUCGCCGGAAUCCGAUCUACUUCCGAUAACGACCCAGCAGCUGAAUCGGACUCGAUCUGUGUUAAUGUCGACGUCAUUUGGUCCGGAUGAAUCACCGGUGAAACAUACAUCUCCGACGAAACAUGUACCUAAUAGGUGUAUGUGCGAGUUGGACCCACGAGAUCCAGCUGUUCAGAAGAAGAACAAAAACGAGGCAAAAAGAGAGGCGACAACGCCGAAGCUGAAGAAUAAAGAAGUGGGUUCGACGGAGGUGAGGAGAUUGUUGUCGAAUUCUGGUUUGGGAAAGGCGGAGGAAGAGGCUAGUGUAGCUGUGGAGGAGAAAGGGAGGGUGUUGCAGUCUCUGGUGGCGGGUGGUGCAGGUGGAGGAGGAGGAGGUAGAGUUUGCGGUGGAGGAGGAAGCGGGGGAUCGCAUGGUGGAGAUGGGUCGGAUUCUCAGGAUUCAAAUAGUUGGCAUGGGCAUGAUAGUACAGACGCCUAUUACCAGAAAAUGAUUGAAGCCAACCCAGGAAAUGGUCUUCUUUUGGCCAAUUAUGCCAGAUUCUUGAAAGAGGUUAGGGGUGAUUUAGAAAAAGCUGAGGAGUACUGCGGAAGAGCCAUUUUAGCAAACCCGAAUGAUGGUAAUGCUUUGUCACUCUACGCUGAUCUGAUAUGGCAAACUCAGAAAGACGCAGCUCGUGCCCACACUUACUUUGAUCAAGCUGUGAAAUCUGACCCUGAUGACUGCUAUGUUCUGGCCUCUUAUGCUCGAUUCCUGUGGGAUGCUGAUGAAGAAGAUGAGAAUGAGGGUGAGGAAGAAGAACUGAGUAGGCAAUUUGGUAUACAGAAUGAGAAUUCAGCACAAGCCCAGAACUUCUUUGGUGCACCCUCUCAUCCACCUCCCUUGACCGCUGCUUCUUAGUUUCAAAGUCUCUUCCAAUGUUAAUCAGACGCCUGAACACAUAGAUUAGAUAACUAAUAUAAGUAUGUCUAGUAUAUAAGUAGCUAAGAAAUAGAUUGCUCUCGACUAUGAAGAGUUUUCCUUCUGUCUCUUUUACAAGCGCUAAUAAAAACUAGAGGUCUAACUAAAUGUUAUUUUGUGAUGUCUGGUAACCGAGUAUUAUAUUAUGUACACUUCGCGUUGUUUCUCAAAUAAUGCACAAAGUGAGUUGUUUUGUAGUU